Molecule: messenger RNA, 2847 nt
Organism: Paracoccidioides lutzii Pb01
Product: U3 small nucleolar RNA-associated protein
Exons: 3
Coding region: 1-2847 (948 amino acids)
Biological process (GO): endonucleolytic cleavage in 5'-ETS of tricistronic rRNA transcript (SSU-rRNA, 5.8S rRNA, LSU-rRNA); endonucleolytic cleavage to generate mature 5'-end of SSU-rRNA from (SSU-rRNA, 5.8S rRNA, LSU-rRNA)
Cellular component (GO): nucleolus; small-subunit processome; 90S preribosome
Molecular function (GO): U3 snoRNA binding; protein binding
Source: RefSeq, a predicted model, not a curated record
AUGUCAAAAAUUAAUAUCAAAACUACCUUCGAAGUGGCAAACACAAUACGCCCGAUUUAUACGGGCGGUAGUGUUGCAAUCGACGCCAGCGGCCGGCUUUUGGUGACUUGCGUUGGGGAAGAUGUCCUAAUUACCGAUUUAAAAACUGGAGGGCAACUGGCGACGAUUGAGGGGGAUGGAGAGUUAGUUACAAGCUUGUCAAUAACUCCGUCAGCAUCACAUUUAGUAAUAUGCUUGCGAUCGUUGUCAAUGCGGAUUUUCUCCUUGGCACAGUCCGACGAGCCCUCCUUAUCGAUACAACCGGACCUCCUAAGAACCCUCAAACCUCACACGGCGCCCGUGGUAACUUCCGCUAUUGAUGCGACCGGAACGUUGUUGGCCACGGGCAGCUCCGACGGGUCAAUAAAAAUAUGGGAUGUGCGACGGGGAUUUGUGACACAUACUUUUCAUGGCCACGGAGGAGUGAUAUCCGCCCUAUGCUUUUUUGAAGCAGCAAGAUCCAAUACCGCUAAUGAGGGUUCCGAUAAUAAGAAGAGCCAAAGGUUUAAGCGCUCAUCCAAUGACGACGAAAUGAACACCAUAGGGUUCCGCCUCGCGUCGGCUAGUGAGGAAGGCAAAAUCAGGGUGUGGGAUCUUCAUAAAAGGAAAAGUAUCGCUUCGCUUGAUUCACAUGUUUCCGUUGUGCGUAGCCUAUCAUUCUCGACUUCGGAAAAUACGCUUUUGUCCUCCAGCCGAGAUAAGACGUUGAUUCUAUGGGAUGCCAGGACCUGGAAAACACGAAGAAUUAUCCCAGCCCUUGAAUGUGUUGAAGCUGCAGGUUUUCUGUCAGAUGAAUCGCUCUGUUUCUCUGGCGGAGAAAAUGGCCGACUGCGAAUAUGGGAUCCAAAUAGGGGAAGCGAAGUCACAAAGGACCAAGAUCCUGGCCCGGAACAAGAAAGCAUUAUUAUAUGCCUAUAUUCUGCAAAUUUACCAUGGGUCAUGACGGUCCAUGCUGAUCAGACUCUGAGACUACAUCUGACGGAACCCCUUUUGUCGUUAAAGCCAGGCAUGAAGAUCAACCCACUACCUAUAGUGCGUCGUAUAUCUGGAAACGACGAUGAGGUUAUCGAUUUAGCCUGUAUCGGCCGUGAUCGAUCCUUGGUUGCGUUGGCCACCAACACAGAAUACAUAAGAAUUGUAUCUACGCAGCAGCAAGAUGCUGCAUGUUCACGGCUUGGGGGCGAACAGAAUUAUUUUGGUUCAGAAGUCGCCCAUUUGGAAGGGCAUAAGGAUAUUAUUAUUUGCCUUGAUGUUGACUGGUCUGGGUGCUGGUUAGCAACCGGUGCCAAAGAUAAUACGGCACGGUUAUGGCAGAUUGACCCUGAGUCAUCAUCUUUCACCUGUUUUGCAAGCCUUACUGGUCAUGCAGAGUCCCUAGGUGCUAUUACCUUUCCCCGAUCCCCCCCCCCGUCAAGCUCUCCAGCGUAUAAAGAUCCGCUAAACCAUCCACCACCUUUCCUUUUCACUGGAUCUCAAGACCGUACCAUCAAAAGAUGGGACACUUCUAAACUAUUAGCGCCCAAAGACCAGAACAUCAGUGUACCAAAGGCAAUUUAUACCCGGAAAGCCCACGACAAGGAUAUCAACGCUCUUGACAUCAACUAUGCCUCCAGCCUAUUCGCUUCAGCCUCCCAAGAUCGCACCGCAAAAAUUUGGUCAGUGGAAAACGGUUCCGUUCUAGGAAUUCUCCGGGGCCACAAACGAGGUGUUUGGUCUAUCCGAUUCGCUCCUAAAGACACCCCAGUUAUAACCUCGGAUUCAGGUGCCAGUACAAGUCGGGGUGUCGUUGCUACUGGUUCAGCGGACAAGACCAUCAAGCUCUGGAGUCUUUCAGAUUACAGCUGUCUCCUCACUUUCGAAGGACAUACGAACAGCGUUCUAAAACUGCUUUGGCUACCACCACCACGAAUUGAUAGCGACAAUGAAGAUAUAUCUUCCCGCGGCGCUGUCCAGGUCCACCCUCUUGUCGCCUCAGCUGCUGCCGACGGAUUAGUUAAGAUAUGGUCCCCGUACACUGGUGAAUUGGAAACCACCCUUGACAACCACGAGGACCGUGUCUGGGCGUUGGCAACACCUCUUGUUUUCUCCUCAGACACCAAUUACAACGCUGACCCCCCCGAUUUUGCUCUAAUAUCAGGUGGAGCCGACUCAGUCGUCACAUUCUGGAAAGAUACCACAUCCGCCACGCUGUCUGCAGCAGUAAACGCCAAUUCCGAACGGAUUGAGCAAGACCAACAGCUGCAGAACUACAUACAUGCUGGCGCCUACCGUGAAGCCAUCACCCUUGCCUUACAACUCAACCAUCCGGCCCGGCUCCUAUCACUCUUCACCACAGCUAUGGACGCAUCCCAAACAGCAGAUGGCGAACAGCAGCAGCAGAGCCUGACCGGAAAUCCGGACAUUGACACUGUUCUUCAGUCUCUCGACAAGGAUAAUCUCUACUCACUUCUUCUCCGCGUUCGUGACUGGAAUACUAAUGCCAAAACUGCUCCCGUUGCACAGCGUAUUAUCUAUGCAUUGUCCAAGUCAUACCCACUCUCGACCUUUGUCGACCUAGCUAGCCAUCGCCGUGCGCCACCAUCAGGUGCUGCAGCGGGCGGUCGGAAUAAGUAUAAGGCGCAGUCCAUGAAGGAUAUUCUGGAUACUCUGGUGGCAUAUACGGAACGACAUUAUAAGAGGAUUGAGGAGCUUGUGGACGAGAGCUAUUUGGCGGAGUGGGUCCUUGGGGAAAUGGAUGGGGGCAUUAGUGGUGCUGCGGGUGAGACGGGGUUGGGACAGGAGCAAGAUGUGAGAAUGAUUGGAACUUGA